Trypanosoma rangeli is the source of this 4107-nucleotide messenger RNA. Its product is annotated as protein p166. The record is from RefSeq and is a predicted model, not a curated record. NCBI's taxonomy places the organism in Eukaryota, Euglenozoa, Kinetoplastea, Trypanosomatida, Trypanosomatidae. The coding region runs from base 1 to 4107 and encodes 1368 amino acids. The transcript has a single exon.
AUGCGAGCUCAGCAGGUUUCUGGAAGGGCUCUGCAAAUGCAUUUGGGGCUCCGAUGCAUCUCAUCAUUGCCAUUUCCGUUACCACCACCGCCGCCGACGACGACAGUGCGGUCGAAGGGGUACGGACCUACGAAGGACCUUCUAAAAGGGGUAGACACAUCAAAACGAGUUGUUGUUGAAACGGAGUUGCAUCCGGCGGAUGCAGAGAUGCAGCAACUUGUCCUUUCUCUCUUGGGUGCUGACGUAAGCGUCCACAAUUCGCUUGGCGGCGAGGUAGACGCUGCAGACAGCAGAACGGUUUCGCAGCAGGAGGGCAUUGUUGCAAUCUCACCGGAGCAGUUGGCUUCGGUGGCCACAGUGAUUGUAGACCAGGUAAAGGAGCAGCUGGAGCUGAGCGGCUAUGCUGCCGAGGCGUCUCAAGACGGCCGCUCGAGCAGCGUUGUAAACGCGGUUGCAGACUGUCUGCGUCAGGAGAUGCAGCGUCUUUGCAUCGCAAUGCAAACACAAGAAGUCUCACUUUCUCGUAUGUUGGGGGAAAAUUCAGAUGUCAUUUGUGCAAGAAUUGCCAGUGUGAUUCAAGCGGAGCGUUCAUCAGCCGCGGCAAGGAAUGAGGGAGAGACCCGGCAGCUUUUCCACCUCACACAGGAGUUCACAUCCGCCGUGGCAAAGUUGGAAAUUUCAUUGAAAGCGACGCUGGAGGAGGGUCUUGCAGCGAACAAUAAGAACAUGGACCCUGUUUUUGAAGAUAUGCGCAUGCGUGUCGUCGAGGCCAUUGAACAGGCAUCACGUGUGCAACAGGAGCAGCUUGCUAUAUCUCUUCAAGAUGUGUUGGAGAGGAAUAAUGUUCCAUCCUCAUCUGCGCCACAAGACCCAGUUAGUCUUGAUGCAGUUCAGGAUAUUGUGAGGAAUGCCAUAACAGAAGUCGUUGAGAGAGCACAACACGAGGUACGAACAUUGUUGGAAGGGCUAAGAGAAAAUGCUCAAGCGCCUGCACCUUCCCCUGACGAUGGUUCUAGCGUUAAGGGGUCGGAUCUGGAGGGGUUCUUGGUAUCAUAUGGUGAGCGACUUGAGGAACUGCGUGAGUUGACAGCGGGGUUUACCGACAUCAAGGAGCUGCUGAUGGAGGUUCACAGUCUGCAGCAGACACACGAGACUGCCAUUCAGGAGGUGCAGAACAGCAUAAAGCGACUAAGAAAGGAAUUGUUGGACGCUCUUCGCGGUACGACUCCGUCUGCCUCUGUUGAAGCGAAGGCUGAGAAGAAAGAAGAUCUUUUUGCAGAAUACUGCGACAGACUUGCUGAUCUGGCUGACCGGGUGACAUCGACGGUUGAGCAGCAGCUGAAGGAGCAAUCGUUGGAUGUGAAAGAACUACUGACUCAAUUACGUGCGCUGGAGAAAAGGUUUGGAGAAAAACAAAAACCUGCCUUAGAUCCUAUGCCUGCCAUACAUGACCUUGAUGAUGAUCGCAUGGUUGCCCUGGCGCAAAGUAUUAGCGAUAGCAUUCUUGCCUCCUUACCUCCGUCUGAAUCCCCGCAGACACAGGCCCCAUCUUUCACAAGGGAAAGUCUUGUGGAGGCCGUGGCGGCCGUCCUCAGCCCAAAGUUGGAGGAGCUGGCCGCAGCGGUGGCGAGGAUGGAAACGACUCGGCCCGUGAAGUUCACCGUGGCUCCUGUGGAGGAAGGCUUAAAGGGGGUGGGUGAAGAGCAAUUCAUCACGCUGGCACAGACCAUUGCCGAAAGUGUGAAGGAUGCCGUGCAGGAAGUGGUUCCCACCAAAGAGUUGGCUGAGUCAAUGACUUCAAAGGAGACACACUUGGCUCUCAUGACACGUCUGGAAGCUUUAAAAGAGGACAUCGUGUCCACUGUACAGGAGGAGAUGGGGCGCACGCAGGAGAUCGAUCUAACACCUUUCCAGACCUAUCUUGAUCAAGUCCUUGGCGGCGUGCAAGAAGCAUCUAGCAAACAGCAGGAAGUAACGCAAGGUAAAGUUGGGGAUGCGUUGGAAACUCUACUUGGACAAUUGCAACAGCAGCAACAAGUAUUGCUUGAGGCGCUACAGGCUCAACAGCGGUCAAGCGACGAGGCAGUGACACCCCUGGCAAUUACAGAUGGGCUUGAAACGCUCAACAGACGCCUCCUGAAGGAGAUCAAAGACAUCGUUUCCAGCGACGCUAGUUCCUUGCGUUCAACGCUUGAAGCAGUGCAGCAGGAGGCUCGUGACACAGUUGGCCGCUUGCCGGAAGGUCUGGAGGAAAAAUUAUCUUUGAUGGAAAACACCAUACAUGAAGUUCAUAAAUCAGGAGAAUCUCAUACUGCCAGCUUGCAAGCCGCCUUGAAGGAUGUCAAGACGUACGUUGAAAACAUUAAAGAAGAACACGAUGCAGCUGGGCCGAUUCUUACUUCCAUUAAUACAGCGGUGUUUGACUUGGCACAAACAAGCAUUGCGUCUGCCAAUGAAAUCAAAGCUCAAUUAAGUGCUUCGGAGAAUAAGGCUGAAACUCUGCAUACUCAGAUGACCUCAGAUCUUUCGCAGCGCUUUGGGCAGCUUAUAACGGAGGUGCAGGAUGGAAAACGGCGGAUUGACGAGCUUGUGUCCUCUAACGAGGAAUACAAAGGCGUGGUGACGUCAGUGGAGGCAAUGCGGUUGAAACUAGAGGAGGUGGGCCUAUCGCUAGAGAUGAUGAAAACUCCACUGUUUACAUCGCCGCCAUUGGAACAACAACCUCCAGAGCAAAUUGUGAGGGGAGACGCCAUUGAGACACGACUUGACAACCUUUCCGAGGUAACACAGGAGAUUCUUUCGGAGCUUCAGAAGUAUCGUUCCCCCCAGGAAACGCCGGCUCCUGCGGAUGCGAUUUUUAACAAGGAAAACUUAGAGGCAAUGGAGGCUCGGCUAAAUGAGCGACUGCAGGUGCUUUCCAGCAAACUUGAGGAAAUGAUGCAACUGGAUUCUGCUGUGGUGCCUUCCCUAGAAGAAGCGUCUCCGCAGCAGUCUUCAGUGCCAAACAAUGUCGAGCAAUACAUAAAGGACAUAGACGCUCUUCUUAAUCAUUUGCAGUCGUCUCGAAGCGCACAAGUGAAACAAAUGCGGGAGAAGUUGAUCACACUUCGAUCAUUUCUUGUUACAGGGAGCUUGGUUGAAGGGGGAGUGAGCAACGUAAAGGUAUUUCUCGAGGCGCUGGAAAAGAAUAGACUGAGGCUUAGAGAAGACGCGGCUGGUGCGGAAGCGGCAUUGGUGACCGAGGUGAAUGGUGCAGUCCAGCAGACUCUAGAGCGUCUUUUAUCAUCGAUUGAGCAGACCCUUGCCAACUCCACAAAGCAGCAGCUACAGCAGCUUCAAAUUGACCUCAAUGAAAAGAGUGAAACGCUCGGGACGCAGCAACAGUACAUGGCCUUCCAGCUACAGGAUAGAUUAAAUAACUUGACAAAUUUGCAGGAGGGUCAUACUGUGGCGCUGACCAAUGAGAUUCGGAAUGAACGGGAGGAGUGGCGUGGUAUGCUUAACCGGGCCAUACAGCAGGAAAUGCCAGCAGCUCUUCAAGGCGUCAUUGCUGAGGUUUGCACGGAGCAGCUGCGUUCCGUGCGAAAUCAGUUGGAUGAGCAGGAGACCCGGGAGGGAAAGAGCGCCGAGGCAUUACUCUCGAGCGUAAGAGAAGUUUCUAAGGAAGUCUCCCAAUUGGGUGGUAUCGGUUCAGAAAUGCGAGCAGUCGUGGGCCAGGGUUCGGCAACUAUUAUAGAAGAGCUGCGGCACACACAGGAUCGGCUUGCGGAACGCUUUGAACGACAGGUGUCAACAAUCAUGCAGCAACGAUCCGCCGAGGUGGUCUCAUCUAUUGGCACAAAUACUCCUUUUGCCACUCCCGUUGUACCAUCGCCGACAUCGCUCUCGUUGUGGUGGCUGUGUGUGUUGUCAUUUGUUGUUUUUGGCACCAUUAUGGCAUGCGGCUACUUUAUCUUUGCCGCGUUUCUGGUCGCCUUUGUCCCUGUGCCACCGCCGGAACAACUGCUCGCAAACGCCGCCACCGCGCAGCCUUUGAGUCCGGGGAAUGCGGUGGAGACUCCCAAGAAAUUGCUAUCCUCUCGUGUGGUGGAUCAGGUGAUGGAGUAA